This is a messenger RNA of Aspergillus steynii IBT 23096, 816 nucleotides long. RefSeq names its product SDR family oxidoreductase. Bases 1 to 816 code for a protein of 271 amino acids. Gene Ontology annotation, cellular component: intracellular anatomical structure. The transcript has 3 exons. Lineage: Eukaryota; Fungi; Ascomycota; Eurotiomycetes; Eurotiales; Aspergillaceae. Gene Ontology annotation, molecular function: oxidoreductase activity, acting on NAD(P)H, oxygen as acceptor. The record is from RefSeq and is a predicted model, not a curated record.
AUGGGCUCUCACCAAAACAGUAUCCGAUGGGCGAACCCAACCCUCCCGGACAGCGUCUUCAAGAUGUUUGACAUGCACGGCAAAGUCGUCGUCAUAACCGGCGGUUCGGGGGGCAUUGGCUACCAGAUCGCCCGUUCCCUGGCCGAAGCAGGCGCCGACGUUGCCCUCUGGUACCACAAAUCUCCCGAGGCUAUCAAGCUGGCAGCCACCAUUGCCAAGGACUUCGGGGUCCGCGCAAAGGCGUACAAGUGCUCGGUGCAGAACUUUGACGAGGUCCAAGCAGCAACCAACGACGUGGUACGAGACUUUGGCGGACUCAAUGUCAUGAUUGCAAAUGCCGGGGUUCCAUCGAAAGCAGGCGGGCUUGACGACCGUCUCGAAGACUGGAAUCGCGUGGUAGACAUCGACUUCUCCGGGGCGUACUACUGUGCGCGAGUGGCUGGCGAAAUAUUCAGGAAGCAAGGCUCGGGCAAUAUGAUCUUCACAGCAUCGAUGUCAGGCCAUGCGGUUAAUAUUCCCCAACAACAGGCCUGUUACAAUGCCUGCAAAGCUGGUGUCAUUCACCUGGCAAAGUCGCUGGCCGUCGAAUGGGCAGCGUUUGCCCGGGUCAACUGCGUUAGUCCGGGAUACAUUGACACGCCGAUUAGUGGAGACUGCUCUUUCGAGAUGAAAGAAGAGUGGUAUAGUUUGACUCCUCUGCGCCGGGACGCUGAUCCACGCGAGUUGAAGGGUGUCUAUCUCUACCUGGCCAGUGAUGCCAGUACUUAUACAACGGGUGCUGAUAUUGUGGUGGAUGGCGGCUACACUUGUCGAUAG